UGUCCACAUGUAUUAAUUAUUGAUAAUUACUAUCUCCUCCUUUCUAUGUGCAGUGCAGCGAGCGAAGAAGCAGUUUAGUCACUUGGUUGGUACAGUGUGUCAGAAACAUAGACCAAAAAUGUGCUCUUCGACUCUAUCGUCCUAUUCUUUCCUCACAAUCAGCUCCACAUUUUUCAAAUCCCAAUUUUGCCCUCCUCCCUUCCCCUCUCGCGUGGUGGCGUGUCACGUUGGAUCCAAUUCCAAUGUUCAAAAGCACGUUGCCACCGACCUCAAGUUCGUCCUCCACGACGCCCUCCAUGACUCUGGAAUCAACACCACUCAUGCCAGAGAAGCUAGGGAGCAUUUCUGCUCACAAAUUAGGAGAUUCACUGAUAUUGAGAAGGGAACCAGUAUUUGUAUCAACAGGUGUGUUGAUUUGGGGAGAACUGCUCUCUACAUAGCUGCAGAGGAUGAUUCUCUAGUGUCACAUUCAUCAGUUCCACUUCCUGUCGAUGAUUUUAUUACGAGAUUAGAUGAUCUUUCCAUGGACUACUGUCCGCACUACAGCCCCAAAUAUGAUUCAUCGCCGGAGAAGUUCUUAGAGAGCAUAGAGAGAUUUCUAUAUAUUCACAAGGGUUUCAGGAGAGCCAAUGCCAAUGUAUUGGAGCCACGAGCACUUUAUCUCCACUCGGUUUUGACCCAUCGUUCAGGAUCAGCUGCAAUGCUAUCACUUAUAUACUCAGAAGUUCUGAAAAUGCUUCGGUUGUGGAGCCUUUUGCAUUUUGAUGCUGAAAUUUUCUUCCCUCGUGAUGCUCUUACCCUUCCCACAGGCUAUCAUAAGCAGAAAAGCAAGGAGUCAGACCAAGCUCACAUAAUGACUUCAGGAAACCUAUUAGUUGAGAUCUUAAAUGAUCUGAAGCAUGCAUUCUGGCCUUUUCAACAUGAUCACACCAAAACUUUAUUCUUGAGGGCGGCAACUGCUGCUAACUGUGUUGACAGAUCUGAUUUUGUUGGAGAAAGUGGCUCACAAAUUGCAUUAGCUAAGGCUGCUCAACAUAGGCUAGAUCGAGGUGUUUGGACCAGUGUGCGUUUUGGGGACAUGAGGCGAUCUUUGUCGGCAUGUGAACGUCUUAUCCUGUUGAAAAAUGAUGCAAAUGAGUUAAGAGAUUACAGCAUUCUUCUCUAUCAUUGUGGAUUAUAUGAACAGUCACUGGAAUACCUGACGAAGUACCGAGAUCUGAAGAACUCAUCUACGCAAGAAUUAUCAUCAUCAAACUCUCUUAGCAGCCUGGAGGAAGAUGCCGUGGAUAACCUGAUGAUGCGCUUGAAUCUUGUACUGAUGGAGCAAGGGUGGAGUCGGCCAUCUUAUGCCAAGAAUUUUCUUGGUAAUAAUUCUGAACCAUGGUAGUUCCUCUUCUUCCAUGUUUAUUGAGACAACAUCACAGAAGAUUUGCAUCAAGCCAUAUUGGAAAUGAAUGCUGAUGGUUCACGGCUGCGGCAACUUCAUGAAAAGGAAAAGGAGAAUGAGAAAAGGAGAUGGAAAGAUCAACAUCAUAAUGUUGGAUGAUAAGAUGAGGAUGAUUCGUCACAAAGAAUAGAAUUGUUUGAUAAGAAUCUAAGGUUUCACACCAAAAAACCAAGAAACACAUCAUUUUAAUGGUGUAUCUGAUCUGAAUAUUGGCAACUAAGUGUUUUAAAGAAUCUAUUUAUAUCUUUCUAGGCACAA
This is a messenger RNA of Glycine soja, 1705 nucleotides long. RefSeq lists its product as uncharacterized. The transcript has 8 exons. NCBI's taxonomy places the organism in Eukaryota, Viridiplantae, Streptophyta, Magnoliopsida, Fabales, Fabaceae. Bases 119 to 1387 code for a protein of 422 amino acids. The record is from RefSeq and is a predicted model, not a curated record.